Molecule: messenger RNA, 383 nt
Organism: Pocillopora meandrina
Lineage: Eukaryota; Metazoa; Cnidaria; Anthozoa; Scleractinia; Pocilloporidae
Source: the annotation of a GenBank genome assembly
AUGCCAUUGACUGGUUUCAGUACAGAACAGGAAGAAUCACCGCUUCUCAUUGUAAACGUAUUGCAAGCUUGAAAUUAACCACAUCUCCAACUAAAGCUUUAAAGGAAGUUUUGAGUUACAACCAAGUGCCUUUAACAGCUGCCAUGAAGGAGGGCUUGGCAAAGGAGGAUGAAAUUGAACAGGCACUAAUAAAAUACAUGAAACAGAAUGGACAUUCUGAUAUAAAAGUCGAAAAGUGUGGAUUUGUCAUUAGCAAGACCCAUGGACAUAUUGGUGCCUCUCCAGAUAGAAUAAUAUAUGAUCAGUCUGAGUCUAGCCCAGGUGUGGUUGAGAUGAAAUUUCUUCAGGUGAAGUCAGGGAAACCCUUGAAGAUAUUUUACUGA